AUCAAACAAACAACAGCUCUCCAUAACGACCUCCUACGCCUAGUAACUAUUACCGGCGCCAAACAUAUCCGUCUAAUCACUAUCACCACCACCACCACCACGCUUUUCUCAAGUCUACAAUCUGCAACCUUGAGGCAUUAAGGAAUUGAUUGAAUCCCUUUGCCCUUCCCCAUCUGUACCAAGUUCAAGCCUACCACCGCUACCUCCUACCAGACGCUUGUUUGCCCCGUCCCUUCCUCCGAGGCCUCCACCACCACUACGCAGUACCGUCGGGAAGGCUUGGUUGCCUCUUGUCCUCACGACCGCCGCUGAAAUUACAAUCAUACGAGUCCCCUUUCUGCGCUGAAACAUACACUGGUUUGCCGCAGCCAGCAUCCCCAAACCACAACCGGGGUCUCUUGCACACAUCGCCCCCCUGUAUCGCCUAUUUUUGCCCGAAGAUCGGUCCUGCGCCUGUUAGCGACUCGGGUUCCGUGGUUAUAAAGAACCUCUCGUCCGCUUCACCGCCAGUAGCUCAGUCAAUUGACUCUGCUUCAAUACUCUUACUAUUUAUCACCUCCUACAACUACACGAGAUAAAACACAAGACAAGCCUUCGAAAUGCCCGCCCCAGCACAAACUCUAUUGAACCCCAACGAUCCCACCUCAUUAAGUUCCUUGGGCUACAACUUCAACGGACCUGCCCAUUCAUCAGCAGGUAUUCCUCCAUGUCCUGGUCCUCCACCAACUAGGCCCCUUCCUCCUACUCCGAGCAAAUAACCGGAUCGCCUUUCUCAUCCCAAUCACAAUCACACAAGCCAAUUGAUCGCUAGAAACACUCGUCAUGGAAUCCCGAAACAAGCGAAUUCACGAGCUGGCCUCAUCACCAUGUCAUCAUACACCUCCUUGGAAGAAAAAAAAAAGGUGUAACAAACUCACAACGAAGACACGCAACGACGGUGAACAAGCAUUGACGGCGAGCGGGAAUAGCAGGGGGGUUUUUUUAUUUUUAUUGUUCGAUCUGUUUGGUUUGUCCUAAUCAUAGGUCCCAUCCCAUUGGGAUAGCAUAUAUCGGGUGUUUAAUUAUUUUCAUUCAUUACUGAGAAUGUCGGGGAGGAUUUUACCUCUCUUUUUAAUCUCAUAAAAGGAAACGGAGCCUGGUUUUCAUUUUUAUAUUUAUCUAUUUUCCUAUCUUUUCCUUAUGUGUCGUAAUGUCGGGGGGGCGGGGGGGCGUACUCGUGUCUUUUGGAAUUUCGGUCUCUUUAUCUUUCCUACCUUACCUCAUCUGUAGUAAUUCACGGUCGAACCUUUUUGUAUUCUCAUGCUAUUUUUUUCCCUCUUUAUGGCGGGGAAUGAUGGGAAGGGGGGGUAUAGUGUCAAUUGGGCUAAGGGUUGACUCCAUGGAAAUGGAGAAGAGCGGAUGCGCGUUGGUCCGCACAUCAUGCGGAGAAGGGGAAAAGAACCAAAAAAAAAAAAAAAAAAGACCAGAGUCUACUAAAACCAAUCACCUAGGAAAAAGGAUAUCAAUUAAUCCCUAAUAACUUUAAUCAUGUCAUGAUCAUCAAGAAAACGUUUUGAAAUCUACCAAUUACU
Messenger RNA from Tuber melanosporum (Perigord truffle), 1571 nucleotides. RefSeq lists its product as uncharacterized. The coding region runs from base 1190 to 1516 and encodes 108 amino acids. The record is from RefSeq and is a predicted model, not a curated record. NCBI's taxonomy places the organism in Eukaryota, Fungi, Ascomycota, Pezizomycetes, Pezizales, Tuberaceae. The transcript has a single exon.